This is a messenger RNA of Scedosporium apiospermum, 2418 nucleotides long. RefSeq lists its product as uncharacterized. NCBI's taxonomy places the organism in Eukaryota, Fungi, Ascomycota, Sordariomycetes, Microascales, Microascaceae. Gene Ontology annotation, biological process: regulation of DNA-templated transcription; DNA-templated transcription. The record is from RefSeq and is a predicted model, not a curated record. Gene Ontology annotation, molecular function: zinc ion binding; DNA binding; DNA-binding transcription factor activity, RNA polymerase II-specific. The coding region runs from base 1 to 2418 and encodes 805 amino acids. The transcript has 2 exons.
AUGACCAUCGCGACGCCUACUGGCGGUAGCUCUGAUGCCCGCAGUGCCUCUCAUAUGCAGCGACGGAAUAGUACAGAUGAUCACGGCAUUAAGCGCCGAGCGGCCAAAGCCUGUCUGUCCUGUCGUCACCGCAAGGUCCGCUGCGACGUGGUGACCGACGGUCCCCCUUGCACAAACUGCAGACUGGACGGGGUCAACUGUAUCAUCAAGAAGUCCAAUCGGGGUAGGAGGCCAGCGGCUCUUAACCCCAGAGCUGCUCGGCAAGUACAGUCCCCUACACCGCCUGCCCCGGCAAUUGCCCCGUCUCCGUCCCCCCAGCUUCGGCCCGCAGUAGUAGCGACAGGCGGCGUACCAAAUGAGUUCUUUCCCUCGCUGUACUUUGAAGCUCAACGCCCAUACACUCCUCGCUCUGAGUCUGUUGAAGAGAUUCAAGUGGAGAUGCAGUAUCAGCAUCAGGUGGAGACCUCAAACACGUCACCUGGGAGGUUGGGGCACGAUAGUGCCAGGUCUGGUGGCAUCGACGAAUGUGCUCAGCCCGACCUUCCAGUAUAUAUUCGACCACUUCCCUCCCGCAUCACUGCGGAAGACUACGGCUAUCUUACGAGUAAGGAUGCGCUACACAUACCCGACGAGGAGCUCCGCGAUGAGUUGUUGCGGACCUAUGUCGAUGUUGUACAUCCAUUUAUGCCGGUCCUAGACAUUAACAGUUUUCUCACGCCCGUCGUCCGCUGCGAUGGCCACAGCCACGUCAGUCUCCUGCUCUUCCAGGCGGUUAUGUUCGCCAGCGUGGCCUUUGUAGACGCCCAGUUCCUGCGGACACGAGGCUACCGAAACCGCAAGGCCGCACGCAAGGCAUUCUUUAGCCGCGUUCGUCUGCUCUAUGGACUCGACUGCGAGCCAGAUCGCUUGGCGCUGCUCCAGUCCCUGAUGUUGAUGACUUACUGGUACGAUAAUCCAGACGACGAGAAAGAUACCUGGCAUUGGAUGGGCACUGCCUUGUCUCUCGCCCAGGUCCUGGGAUUCCACCGUAACCCGGCGCUCUUGAGGCUUAGUUCCCAGGAAAGGAAGCUCAGAAGCCGGAUUUGGUGGUCAUGCUUCAUGAGGGACCGACAGCUGGCCAUUGGUCUUCGACGACCUCCAAGAAUUCGAGAUGACGAUUACGAUGUUCCUAUACUCACUCUUCAUGAUUUCAACCUCGAACCUCCUUCGCCGGAUUUAGCCAGCUUCCUCGGGCAAUCAAGUUUCACCGACGCGAACGCGCGAGAAGUUCUUGCCAUGCUAUGCAUCGAUCUAGCCAAACUAUGUCUAUGUAUGGGCCAUAUCGUCUACUCGCAAUAUACCCUUCUGGGCAAUUGCCCGACCGGGUCCGAAAAUCUGUUAAAAGUUAUCGUUAUGCCGAGGUCGGAGGGACAAGAGGAAACGCUGAUUAGCUGUGAUGCUGGGCUGGAGAAAUGGAUUCAGAGCCAGGAUGAACGGUGCAAGUACACACCGAUUUUACCAGCCUCGCCAGAAAACGGCGAUAGUAUCGCCAAGCGUGUCAUCCGGCUUCACCAAGCCGUCCUACAUAUGCUCUACCUAACCACGGUCGCCGCCUUGCAUCGGCCGCAUGUCUUCCGCUCCGAACCCGGUGCAGUUGAUGGACCCAAUACUCAGAGAGCGUCCAGAAAAAAGGUCACGGAAGCCGCCAUCGCCAUGACCAGACUAGCCUUUGACCUCCAAAGCAGCAACCAGCUGCGUCACCUGCCAUCUAGUAGCAUCUCCGCAUUCCUAUCUGCCGCGCUUAUUCACCUACUUGACAGCCGUUCGCACGACGAAGGCAUCCGAAAUGUCAGCAUCGGGCGCUUUUAUCAGUGUGUGCAGGUGCUGCAACACUUGCAGGACAUGUACUCUUCAGCCGACUAUACGCUGAACUUCCUCGGUUCCGUCCUGAAAAGGACCGACGUCAACGUCCCUGGUCUCGGGUUCGUGUUUCCAUCCGGUCUUGCGGGCGAGCGUAUCCAAGAUUUGUCGAGAUGUGCUCACUCCUUACCGAACCUUCGUGGCACCGCGCGUAUCGACACCGCCUACCCAAGCCCAUCUGGUUCUGGGAAUAACCAGGCUUCUCGGGAGAUCCCCGGAGGACCUGAAAGUGGUUCCCAGGUCGACCCGAUCCGGGCGUCCACGCCCAUGCAGUAUACUGCUACAGAGGCCUGGCCAUCUAGACAGGGAACGGCAGUCCAGGACCGGCGAGCUGGCGAAAUCAUGACAGACAUGUCGCAGAUUAGCUUGUGGGGAGAUAUGGACAGUCUAUUUCCAGCCUUGUUCAACUUUGAUGGCGAAGCCAACGCCUCUACGCUGAAUAACGGGCCACGGCCCUCGUCAGAAUGGCCAUUUCCCUCACUAGAUUUCGCGCGUCGGGACGAUUACUCGAGGGUUUAA